UACUCCUCACUUCUUCCCAACCCAAAAUCUCCCACUACAAUAUCAUCAAUCUCAUUGAUCUUCCCCUUCAUUUUCUCAGUUUCCAAAUCCUUACCUAAUCAUGGGUGUCUUCAAGUAUGAGUCUGAAUUCACCUCUGUUAUCCCUCCAGCUAGGUUGUUCAAGGCUUUCGUUCUCGAUGCUGACAACCUCAUCCCUAAGAUUGCACCACAGGCAGUUCAGUCCGCUGAGAUCCUUGAAGGAGACGGUGGUGCAGGAACCAUCAAGAAGAUCACCUUCGGCGAAGGUAGCACUUACAGCUAUGUGAAGCACAGAAUUGAUGGCAUUGACAAGGAGAACUUUGUCUACAGCUACAGUGUGAUUGAGGGAGCUCCUGACUCAAUCGAGAAGAUCUGCUACGUGACUAAGUUGGUGGCAUCCGGCAGUGGUACCGUCAUCAAGAGCACCAGUGAAUACCAUGUCAAGGGUGAUGUUGAUAUCAAGGAAGAGCACGUCAAGGCCGGGAAAGAGAAGGCUUCUCACCUCUUCAAGGUCAUUGAGAACUACCUCUUGGAGCACCACGAUGCCUACAACUAAGUUUGGUUGAGCACCAUGCAUGAGCGCCACCUUCUAGCCAACCCUGAGGCCUAAAACUAAACCUCUCUCUAAGUCUACGAUACUCGAUGCUAGAGGCAAACCCGUGUCUCCAAAUUUGUAUGUUUGUGUGGUUUUCAUUUUUGUUUAUCUUUUAAAUCUGCCAAGUUAUUUUGAUUGAGUGCUGUACUUGUGUUUGAUUUCAUUCUCAAUAAAGAAAAUAAUACACAUUUGACUGUC
Molecule: messenger RNA, 811 nt
Organism: Rosa chinensis
Lineage: Eukaryota; Viridiplantae; Streptophyta; Magnoliopsida; Rosales; Rosaceae
Product: major strawberry allergen Fra a 1-3
Exons: 2
Coding region: 101-574 (157 amino acids)
Biological process (GO): abscisic acid-activated signaling pathway; defense response
Cellular component (GO): nucleus; cytoplasm
Molecular function (GO): abscisic acid binding; protein phosphatase inhibitor activity; signaling receptor activity
Source: RefSeq, a predicted model, not a curated record